AUGAAUAACGCCUCUAGUCGGUAUUUGCUGACCCCUCCAGAUGAUUUGUAUCCGUAUGCGAUAAAUUCGAAUCAGGAGGAGCAAACAUAUCCCGAUUUCAAGCCUUGGGAACACACUGCGGCGGAAGAUCAAAUCCUGGUGAACUUUGUGGCCAAAGGGUUCUACCACACACCAAUGGUCAAUUUCGAAUCCAUAUCGGCGAGAUCGUCCGUCCACGAGUCACUGGCCACUCAGUCUAAUCUGCUUUCCCAGCAAUUCGACAAAAUUAUCAAGAUUAGAGAAGACCACAUUAAUAAAAUUCCCUCGCAUUCCACUACGACAUUACAUGGGCCUGGCUUUCAAUUGCCCAACAGAAUCACGCUUACUGAUCAGCGAAAGGAAACGUGGUUGCAGGAGCUGAGUUCGUCUCACACUUCAUUGAUCAAAAUUGGCAAAUUCAUUCCUCAUGGUUUGAAAAGAAGACAAGUCAUCGAACAGUGCUAUCUGAAAUUCAUACCUUUGAAAAGAGCUGUUUGGCUGAUUAAAUGCUGCUAUUUCAUCGAAUGGAAAUCAAACCAUAAAAAGAAGAGAUCAAAUACUACUGGAGUGGACGAUGCCAUCUCCAUGAAUUUGCUAAAGGACUGGACGGAUACAUUUGUUUAUAUUCUGGAAAAACUCAUUUUUGACAUGACAAACCAUUAUAACGAUUCUCAACAACUGCGUGUGUGGAAAAGACAGAUAUCUUAUUUUUUAAAGCUUCUGGGGAAUUGCUACACAUUGAAAUUGAUCAAUAAGGAAAUUUUUCAUCAUUGGCUUGUGGAAUUUAUCAACAAGAUGGAAAACUUCGAAUUCUUGCCCUUGUCUUUGCACAUUCUAAUGAUUUUCUGGAAUGAUAUCUGUCAAAUUGAAGCAAAUGUCUCUGCUGCUGCUUCGGCAACAACAAACCAAAAAGAGCCAUUCUUUUUAGUGACAAAGAUCACUGAUAUGUUACUGCAUAAAUAUUACAUUGUCUCCAGCAGUAAAUCCAUGAUUAAUGACGAAAACUACAUCAUUAACGAUAUUAAGAAAAACAACAAGAUCAAGAUGAAUAUCCUGAAGAUCUUGACCAGUUUGAUUUUCAAAAUUUUCCAGGAACAAUCUCUAGAGGUAUUUAUUUUCCCUUCAUCUAAUUGGGAAAUCUAUAAACCAUUACUUUUUGAGAUAGUGUCAAAUGCUGGUACCACUUCAAAUACUGAGAUGAAGAAAAAAUUAGAACUAAUUAGUUAUAGAAACGAAUCGUUGAAAAAUAACUCUUCCAUACGAAAUAUCACGAUGUCUAUCGACAAUGCCAAUGACUUUCAACUAACUAUUGCCAUCUGUAAACAGUUUCCAAAGUUAUCAUGCAUUCGAUUGAAUUGCGUAGACACCCAGUUUACCAAGCUUUUGGACGAUAACCCCACAGAAUUCGAUUGGCCCACUUACAUUGACCAGAAUCCCUUGACAAUGAACAAAAUAAUCCAAUUAAUCAUCUGGUCCAUACAUCCAUCAAGACAGUUUGACCAUUAUGAAUCCAAUCAACUAGUUGCGAAACUACUAUUAUUGCGAAUAAAUUCUACAGAUGAAGAUUUGCACGAAUUUCAAAUUGAAGACGCCAUUUGGUCGUUAGUUUUCCAACUAGCAAAGAAUUUUUCUACCCAGAAGAGGGUUGUAUCUUAUAUGAUGCCCUCCCUUUAUCGCUUACUGAAUAUAUUGAUUACUUAUGGUAUUAUAAAGGUUCCUACGUACAUUAGAAAGUUGAUUAGUUCCGGCUUGCUCUAUCUGCAAGAUUCAAAUGAUAAGUUUGUGCAUGUUCAGUUAUUGAUUAACCUGAAAAUUUCGCCAUUAAUGAAAAGUCAAUACAAUAUGGUGUUGAGAAACGUUAUGGAGUAUGACGUAAAAUUUUAUGAUAUUUUUAGUUUUGACCAACUUGUGGAUAUCACGGGGGAAAUCAAAGCACGAAUACUUUCAGACGAUACUACCGACUUGCAACUAACCAAAACCCCGCUAAGUAUCAAGAUUAUGGUUGCUGAAUGGUACUUAUCCCACUUAUGUUCUGGGAUCUUAUCCAGCGUUAAUCGAACCAUUUUGCUAAGAAUAUUCAAGAUUUUUUGCAUCGACCUGGAGGUGUUUCACCAUUUUUUCAAAUGGAUCGAAUUUAUUGUUUAUCAUCAACUAUUGAGUGACAUUGAAUCCCUGGAGGCAUUAAUGGACAUCUUACUAUGUUAUCAAAAAUUGUUUUCACAGUUUAUCAAUGAUCACAUACUUUUCACAAAGACUUUCAUAUUCAUCUACAAAAAAGUCUUGAGAGAGAAGGAUGUAUCUGCUUAUAAUGUGACAUCGUUCAUGCCGUUUUGGAAAUUCUUCAUGAAAAACUUCCCCUUCGUCUUAAAGGUGGAUAAUGACUUGAGAAUUGAAUUGCAGUCUGUUUACAAUGAUGAGAAAUUGAAGAUUGAAAAGUUGAAAAAUGACAAAUCAGAAGUCCUAAAAGUGUACUCCAUGAUAAAUAACUCAAUCCAUACCGUUGGACAGUCUUGGAAUUUUCCUGAGGUGUUCCAAAUAAAUAUUAGGUUUUUACUUCACAACUCCGAGUUUAAUGAUGACGAUGCAAAAAAACAAUUCCAGAGGGCACGAAACAAUGUCAUGCUUUUGAUUGCAACUAAUUUCAAGGAGUACAAUAAGUUUAUGUCAAUUUUUCUAAAAAGAAAAGAUUUUACCAAUGAAAAUCUAAUCCAACUAAUCUCGUUAAAACUCCUAACUUUUGAAGUGACUCAAAAUGUUUUGGGGCUCGAAUUUACUAUUAGAUUAUUACCGAUGAACUUGAAAAACAGUGAUAGUUGCUAUGGGUUGUUCUUAAAAUACCACAAAGAACAAUUCAUAAAGUCAAAUUUUGAAAAAAUUUUACAAACAUGUUUUGAAUUAGAUAAACAAAAGCGUGGCAUUAAUUGUAAAAUCAACUAUUAUGAAAUUUUAUUAAAAAUUUUGAUAACCUAUGGAUCGUCUCCUAAAUUACUUACGACAUCCACAAAGAUUAUUAUGCUGUUAUUAAAUGAUUGUGCAGAGAAUUCUUCUCAUAUUUUGGAGGAUAUUUUGUACUAUUCCACGUGUCCGUCAGUGACUGAUCUCAACGAUAUACCAUUGGGAAGUGGACAACCGGACGACAGCGGUGCCGGUGUUGAUGAUGAUGGCAAUGACGACGAUGAUGAUCAUACUGUCGACGAAAUAGAUCCGGUAGAAUAUUACAGCAUGAUGGAUUUUACUAAUCUUUGGAUUUUCCAGGCCUUCACCUGUUUCUGCAUUGAAAGAAUCACGGGGAAUGAAAGUUUUGGCGAUAACCAAUCAGAGAUAAUGGUGGAAGAUUUGAAGAAUUUCAUUUUUCAGGUUAUCGAAAUAACUAAUUCUAAUGAUUUAUGCUCACAAAUUUUUGAUCAACUGAAAGAUAUGCAGAUUAUUGAAGUGAUAACGCAAAUUGUGGAAAAGGAUUUUUGCACUUCUUGCUUACAAACCAAUGACCAAGCGAUGGAUGAUAACUAUAUCGUGGUGAUCAUUGAAAUCUUGACGUCAUUAUCCAAGAGGUUUCAAAGAGAAACCUCCGGUAUGGUUAACAUUUCUAUGGAAAACUAUAACCUACUAAUUAAGAUUACGAAGCAGUUAAGCGAAUUGAAUGAAACAAAUUUAUCCAAGAGAGAAAUCGAAAUAGAUGCCAUCUUGAAGAUUUUUACUUUCCAUCAAGACACUAUUUUCCGAUUCAUCGUCGUCGACUUAAGCACCGGUAAGUCCACAAUCCCAUUCAUUGAUAGCAUGUGCAAACUAUUCGACAAGAUAUCAUUUAAUUUGCGCUUGAAACUGUUUCUUUAUGAAAUUUUAUCCUCGCUGAAGUCCUUUACCAUCUAUUCGUCCGCAAUCGAUACCCCAGCAUUCAACAUGAAUGGCAAGAUUGAGCUGCCAAAAAGAUUGCUCAACUUGCCACCAUUCCAAGUGUCCUCUUUCGUCAAGGACCCCAAACCACAUAAUGGCGAUCGUGGGGAGGAAGAUGAAGAAGAUACAGAUCAAGAAGAAUCGCUAAGUUUAGAAUUGGGCAUUGGAAUAGUCGAAAUGACCCACGAAAGCGAACAAAAAUGGCUAAUCUACGACAAGAGAGACCAGAGAUAUAUUUGCGCAUUUUCUAUGGAGCCGUACCAUUUCAUUUCAAACUAUAACACCAAGUAUACAGAUGAUAUGCCUGCUGGCAGCACCGAUACAGCGGCGUUCAACGAUUCAUGUGUAAACUUGAGUCUGUUUGAUGCUCGAUUCGAAAGAAAAAAUCCACAUUGA
Messenger RNA from Saccharomyces kudriavzevii IFO 1802, 4308 nucleotides. It is a transcript of the gene SRB8, whose product is annotated as Srb8p. Bases 1 to 4308 code for a protein of 1435 amino acids. The transcript has a single exon. Gene Ontology annotation, cellular component: mediator complex. Lineage: Eukaryota; Fungi; Ascomycota; Saccharomycetes; Saccharomycetales; Saccharomycetaceae. Gene Ontology annotation, biological process: regulation of transcription by RNA polymerase II. Gene Ontology annotation, molecular function: transcription coregulator activity. The record is from RefSeq and is a predicted model, not a curated record.